This is a messenger RNA of Pieris macdunnoughi, 363 nucleotides long. The record is from the annotation of a GenBank genome assembly. Lineage: Eukaryota; Metazoa; Arthropoda; Insecta; Lepidoptera; Pieridae.
AUGAACGACACAAAUCAGACUUUUGAAAUUUUCAAACGCUUCGACAUCACGCAACAACCAAGUACUGGACAAAAUUUUGGCUUCUCAAAGGCUCUCAACGGUUUUCUCAUGAUGAUGACGCAGAACGGGAAACUUCUGUAUAUAUCGGAUAAUGCUGCAGAGUAUCUUGGGCAUUCUAUGGAGGAUCUAUUAAUUCAUGGAGACAGUGUAUAUGACGUGAUCGACAAACAGGACCAGCAAGCUGUGAGGACAGAAUUGUCAAGAGCGCCAUCUGAUGGUGAAGAUAGAGUCUUUCUUUGUCGGAUGAAUGUCGCCAGGAAUGCACGACGGCAGAUGCGAUUCGGAGAUCAAAAGGUUAGUUGA